AUGCGUAAGUGUAAGGUAUUUGUUGGUAAUUCUCAUCCAGAGUUGGGCAAUCUCGUUUGUGAGAAGCUCGGAAUUAAGCCAGCUCCAUGUACUUUAAAAAAGUUCGCUAACGGUGAAACAUCUGUGCAAAUCGGGGUUUCUGUUAGAGACGAAGAUGUCUAUGUUAUACAAUCCGGUUCGCCUUUCAUUAAUGAUCAUAUAAUGGAGUUGUUGAUUUUGGUUUCAGCUUGCAGGGGUGGUUCAGCUAAGAAGAUUACUGCAGUUAUUCCACAGUUUCCAUACUCUAAACAAUGCAAGAUGAAGAGACAUAGGGGAGCUAUUACUGCCCGAAUGCUUGCUAACUUGCUGGUGAUGGCUGGAGCGGAUCAUAUUGUUUCUAUGGAUCUACACGCAUCGCAAAUGCAAGGCUUUUUUACAAAGCCAGUGGACAACUUAUAUGGUGGUCCAAGUUUGGCUAAAUGGAUUCGCGAGAAUAUUGAAGAUUAUCAGAACGUAGUUGUCGUUUGUAAGAACCCAGGUGGUACGAAAAGGGUAACCGCGUUAGCUGAUUUCUUGAAGAUCAACUUUGCUAUGAUACAUACUGAUAGACGGCGGUCUAAGGAUUUGUAUUCUCAAAAUAAGGAUAUGACUCAGCUAAGGUUACGCAAGCAGUCUAUGUUGAGAAAGAAUAGACCUAUUGUCAGACCAGGUGCUACUGAAAACGAGGAGGAGAACAUUAUACUUACGAAUGGUAUCCAGACGGCUAGAGUUGUCAACGGACAUGUCAUCGAUGAUGAUGUUGACGAUGCUUACAAAUCCGAGGCUAUAGAUUCGGAUCAUGAGGGAUCUAUUGGUAGCGAUUCACACCCUAUUGGUGGCUGUUAUGAAACUGCCGCUGAUUCUGAUGACGACGAAACUCCUGAGGAGUUACAGGAAGAAAAACUGAUUACUUUAGUUGGUAACGUUAACGGCCAUGCAGCUAUUAUUCUCGAUGAUUUAAUCGAUAGACCGGGGUCCUUUAUUGCUGCUGCAGAGCAUAUGUCGAAGAACUGUGGGGCUAAAAAGGUUUACGUUGUUGCUACACAUGGUAUUUUUACUGGUGACUGUUUGGAGCAACUGGAAGCAUCAGACUAUAUUCAUCAAAUUAUUGUGACCAACACUUAUCCAAUAAACAAAGAGCACAUGGAAAACUCUAAGAAGUUGGUAGUGAUUGAUGUUUCUAGUAUUUUUGCAGAGUGUAUCCGUCGUGAUCACUAUGGAGAGUCGAUAUCUGUAUUAUUUGACUCCUUGAGGACACUUUGA
Eremothecium sinecaudum is the source of this 1281-nucleotide messenger RNA. It is a transcript of the gene PRS1, whose product is annotated as ribose phosphate diphosphokinase subunit PRS1. The transcript has a single exon. Gene Ontology annotation, molecular function: magnesium ion binding; ribose phosphate diphosphokinase activity. Gene Ontology annotation, biological process: purine nucleotide biosynthetic process; ribonucleoside monophosphate biosynthetic process; 5-phosphoribose 1-diphosphate biosynthetic process. The record is from RefSeq and is a predicted model, not a curated record. The coding region runs from base 1 to 1281 and encodes 426 amino acids. NCBI's taxonomy places the organism in Eukaryota, Fungi, Ascomycota, Saccharomycetes, Saccharomycetales, Saccharomycetaceae. Gene Ontology annotation, cellular component: cytoplasm; ribose phosphate diphosphokinase complex.